GGUGUUUUAUUUAUCCCUUAACGCCCCCCUAAGACUGUCACAGUCACACGAGAAACAAUGAAAGUCGUAAAAAAGUCGGAAAACGGGCUGCAGUUGUACGCGAGAGCCUGCGCUCCCUGCCGGGACUAUUACGGGCUCACCAUCACCGAUUCUUGCCUGAUUUUGAACAUUUGGAGGGUGAGCUACGGACCGCACGCGAGCCCCAAGCAGAAACUGUGCCCCCUGGUCGAUUUCCAGCACUACAAACCCUACCAGGAAGAGGUGAGGGUGGUGUUCGGCGAGGGGGUGUGGCACUACGCGAUGGGGCUCAGCAGGGGCGAGAAAAAGUUGGAGAAUCUGCCCUGGCGCCCCUUUUUCCACCUGCUAAGUUUCCUACGGCUGGAGGAUCUUUUAAAGCUGAUGCGUUGCAGUAAGAUCUUCUACGAGCUUUGUAACCGGGAGGAGGUGUGGCGCUUGAUGUUCGUUAAGAAGUUCGGCAGGAGUCCCUCGAAGGACGAGAACCUGUGGGCGAUAGACUCCUGUUGGAAAACGGUUUUCCAGAAACGUCUCCAGUACGUCAGACGGGCCUUAAAAGAGGCCGAAGAGCGGAAACUGAAGAAGAAACAGGCCUUAAAGGCGGCCCCUCGAAGGAACUAAUUGUUAUACGAGCCAUAUAAUAAAUACUUUUAGUUUAAA
Messenger RNA from Anthonomus grandis grandis, 675 nucleotides. RefSeq lists its product as uncharacterized. NCBI's taxonomy places the organism in Eukaryota, Metazoa, Arthropoda, Insecta, Coleoptera, Curculionidae. The record is from RefSeq and is a predicted model, not a curated record. Bases 58 to 636 code for a protein of 192 amino acids. The transcript has 3 exons. Gene Ontology annotation, molecular function: protein binding.